CCUCCCCUACAUUAUUUUACUCGUUACUUACUGGUCAGCGGAACUUCASUUCGACCUCUUCUCUCUCGACGCCAUCUUUGUUGGGUAACAAUGGGCAAAUUCAUUAAGUCGGGCAAAGUCGUUCUUGUCCUUAAUGGCCGCUAUGCUGGCAAGAAGGCCUUGAUCGUAAAGAACUAUGAUGAAGGAAGCACAGACAAGCAGUAUGGACAUGCCCUCGUUGCUGGUAUCUCRCGAUACCCCCUUAAAGUUACUAAAAGGAUGGGCAAGAAAAGGUCUGCCAAGAGGUCCAAGAUCAAGCCUUUUGUUAAGGUCAUUAACUACAACCACCUUAUGCCAACUAGAUACUCUGUGGAUGUUCCCCUUGAUAAACAGAACAUAAACAAGGACAUCUUCCGUGACCCCUCCCUCAAGAGGAAAGCUCUCAGAGAGGUCAAAUCCAAGUUUGAGGAAAGAUACAAGUCAGGAAAGAACAAAUGGUUUUUCCAGAAGCUUAGAUUCUAAACCUCAAAUCUUGUAAAAUAAAAUUUCAAAUCUUGCUGAA
Actinia tenebrosa (Australian red waratah sea anemone) is the source of this 541-nucleotide messenger RNA. RefSeq names its product large ribosomal subunit protein eL27. Gene Ontology annotation, cellular component: ribosome. The record is from RefSeq and is a predicted model, not a curated record. Gene Ontology annotation, biological process: translation. Gene Ontology annotation, molecular function: structural constituent of ribosome. Lineage: Eukaryota; Metazoa; Cnidaria; Anthozoa; Actiniaria; Actiniidae.